CCGCGACGUCUUACACAUCAGUCACUCACUGGUUGUUUUUUGUUUGAGGCAGAGCUGAAGUCAACAGCAGGCAGGAUGUUGCGGCUUCGCUGUAAAACCAAAAAUGGGAGCCACAUCAUGCAGGGCUUGACUCAUCAGUCCUGUGUGCAAGAGCUGAAGAGUAAGGUGGAGGAGCUGACAGGUAUCCCGUGUGAUGUGCAGAAAAUAAUGGUUGGUUAUCCACCAUCCAGCCUUGAUCUUCGUAAUGGAGAUGCUCACCUUAAGGACUACCCCAUCAAAUCAGGAGACACGCUCAUUGUUGAGGAAGAAAAGAACAAACCAAAGCCUCAGGAUCAUCCCACUGUGACUAAAACACCACGUCUGGAAGCCUCACCUGUACUGGCACGUCGAGUAGUCCCAGCUGACAACUCCUGCCUCUUCACCAGUGUGAAUUAUGUGGUGGAAGGGGGUGUCUAUGAACCUUCAUGUGCCCCUGAAAUGCGAGGCCUCAUCGCUCAGAUUGUGUCCAGUGACCCCACAGCCUACUCCGAGGCGGUGCUGGGAAAGUCAAACGAAGAGUACUGCACGUGGAUACGACGUGACGACACCUGGGGAGGAGCCAUCGAGGUGUCAAUCCUCUCAAAGUUUUACCAGUGUGAAAUCUGCGUGGUGGACACUCAGACAGUGCGGGUUGAUCGUUUUGGGGAGGACGCAGGCUACCACAAACGCGUGCUUCUCAUCUACGAUGGCAUCCACUAUGACCCUCUGCAGAAAGAAACGCCUGGCUCUGACGUCCCGCCCCAGACUAUCUUCUCCUCUACGGACGACGUGAUCCUGGCGCAGGCACUGGAGCUGGCAGAUGAGGCUCGUCGCAAACGACAAUUCACGGACGUUAACCGCUUUGCGCUACGCUGCAUGGUGUGCCAGACCGGCCUGGUCGGACAGAAGGAAGCGCGUGAGCACGCCAAGGAGACGGGCCACACCAAUUUUGGUGAAGUGUGAAUGUUGUUCUGUCUUUUAUCCACUCACAAAUACAAACACCACCAACCCCGUGCCCCACAUGUGGCUACUCUGUUGGUCUUUCUGUCAAUCUGCUUGUGUGAUCCUCUACCUCACAUUGUCCAGCGACAUCUACAGAGCAUCUGCAGACACUGUGUUCAGCCUCUAGCCGGUUCAGUAUUACGUACAGUAUAUACUGCUUUCAGUUCUCAAAGUCAGAAACAGUACUGCAGAGCUCGGAUGUUAUAAAACCAUCACUUCAGUCUGUCAGGAAUGGUUUAAAAUACGUUAAACAGGGUCAAGUAAAAUAACGCAAAUAAUUCCUAGGGGUUUGUUUUAAUAAGUUUUGAAUCCUCGAUGUCUGGCUCAAAGCGAUAAUGAACCACAUAGUGACUGUAGGGCUGUAUCCUGUUUGGACUUCAUCAGUCGAGUCGAACUAGACUGAUCUUACAUGGAAGCUAUUUGUCCCAGUUAAUUGCUGUACCAGAUAGGGUUGUCACAAACUAGAAUUUAAAGUUUAAUACAAUACUAGUAAAAAUCUAACAAAUUCGAUACCUGUUUUGAUCCCACAGCAACAAAAAUAGAAGUCUUUGGCACCUAAAAAACAAAUUCUAUUUCUUGUUUAAAUUAUAACAUUGCAAGCAAACUCAUGCACAAAUACCUUUGCAAAAUAUAAUUUAAACACCCAGCUGAUUAACUUCUGGGCAACUAAAUCUACACCAGUAAAUCAUGAAUUAUCAGCUAGUCAUAUACUCAAGAUCUGUAGUUCUUUAAAAGCUCCAGUACUUUCCGGGAGUUUACGUUGUUAAUCACUAGGUAUCAAAAAGUUUUGAGGCAUUGAUUAUUUCGAAAACCUUGAUAUCAGACUAUGGAUAUAACAAACUGCAGUCGGACACAGAAUCAUGUCCCUGUAGUUUUUAACCUGAUACAACAUGAACAUGAAGCUGCUUUAUUCAGUUUUCUUCAUGGUUGUUUAUCUCCCUGUCUGAGAUCUCUGUGGGAAAUCCAGCUACAGAUUCAAGUUUUGACCCAAGGUUGUUGAGUAAAAAGGCUUCCAGAGUGUUGCUUCAGAAUCACUCUGUGUAAAUUGACGCAGCAAAAAAUAGUGCAGAUAUUUGACUGACAAAAUAAGACUGAUUAUUGUGACCGACAGGUCCAAAUGUUCACUUAGCAUUUAGGGCUUUGGUUCAGCCCGUAAUGCUUGAUGUGUUGUCCAUUAGAGAAAUCACAAAGUUGUUACUGCUUACCUUUCACUGCCUAAACUUCAGUUUGAUAAGCACUCACUAUCUUGUGGUAGGAAGAAUUUAAAACAAACACUAAGAAUUAUGUGCACUGCAAGGUGAUCCUAUUCACUGUUGUCUUAAAUGCAGCACACAGAGUUUGACUGUUAUUCAUCAUGUCGGUUAUGUAGCAUGUUUUUUUUUUUAAUGUCCAUUACUUGACCGGUGUAUCACAGAGACUCUUCCAGUACUAAAAGUUUAUUUAACUCUAGAUGUCUGAAGAGUUUGGCACAGUUGUGCUGUGUGAACACAAAGCUGGAUUCAUCUUUAAAUGUGCUUUAUGUGACAUCUCUGUGAACUUGCUAAGGAGUCGCAGCUGAGAUUGAGGUUAAGCAUUUUAAAAUAUCAUGUUACAAAUUUCUUAAUUACUUAUGUUGGACUUUUUCCUUCUAUUACUUUUUUUUUUUGAUGUUGCUUCGUGGUUUAUUAAUAAGCUGAUUUUAAAUAAGAUAAAACUAAUGGUGCUGAAACAUUUUACAAAAUGAGUAGCUCUUUUUGUUCUGUAUGAAACAAAAAGUUCAGGAGUGUCAUUUUUAAUUCUAGUGUUUACUUUUUUAAUUUCAUCUUGCUGUCAGAACAAACACUUUUAACUUUGUUUUGCUGAAUAUUUGAAAAAACAGUAAAGCGUGCUGAGAGGUGUGUUUGAACACAAGUUAUAGUAGAGAUGAUGUAACUAGAGAAUUCUGCUUACUUCACGUACCGUAAAACUUCUUAUAAAAGCCCAAAACAACUUAACGCCCAGUCCCUUUACUGGCCUGGUGCUGCUGCAAGUUUUAACAAAUAAAGGCACAUCUCAAAGAGAGGCCGCUCAGUAUUUAGUGUUGAUUAGUAUGAGGAUCAAAAAUACAUUAAGAGUGUCUCCCCCUCCCCCACACUGCAGCAGGUUGGUACAGAUGGGCUGGCUAAUAAAGAGCAAAUCAGUGAUUUGAAAGUUUGUAAACAUUUAGAUAUUCUUUCUGGUGGGAAUUUACAAAUGUAUAGUCUUUCCCAUCUUCGCUGUGCACGAGUUUUGUUUGAAAAUCAUGAAAGGCCCGUCUCAUAUUGACGCCUGUCCUAAAUGAAAAUGUCCUAAAAGUUAAAAAAACUGAUGUAAAUAAAAGCCCGGGCUAUUAAAUUAAAGCUUUACGGUAUUUACUUUUCAGGUACACUCCAUCGAUUUUGUGUUUUGCUGAUCAGUAUUAUUAACCAUUAACUCUUCAUAUUUUCCUUCAGCACAAACGUAAAAUCUAUCAGGGUGAUUCAUCAAUAUCAAGGCAGAAAGUCCAUUUUGGUUGAAUUUACAGCAUGUUGUCUUUUUAACACUGUACUGUAUGUGUCGCACAAUUGGAGCAUGUUCUCACAUUUUCAGGCUAAUUUACUUUGAUGAUUCUUUUAAAAGUCACUGCUUAUUAUGAGAUUAAAGGCAUGCACUUGAAGCAUGUUUUUUUUCUCUCCUUGAAGCCCAGUUUAUUGAGGCCUCUUGUCAUGUGUACCAGUAUUUCCAAUUUAACAUAUCUGCGUCAGCCAUAUUGGUACUGAGUUUAUGCCAAAAUAACUGAGAGUACAGGGUGUGAUUGGUCUUUUGGUUUUGUAGAUUCAGACUCAGAGAUGGUGUUGGGACUUUGUUUGAGUGUGAAUGGCUCUAAUAACUUUUUUUUAUACUUCAGCUAGUUUCUUUCUUAUUUUAACAGUGAUUAUUAUGGAUUUACAGCUUGCAUACAAGUGAAACUAUGAAAUGGCUUUUGUUGUAUUUUUGUGUCUACCAAGUUCUCAUGGCUCUUCAAGGACAAUAACAAUGAAUGUUGCACACAAAGCACUACAGGAUAACUGGAUUUACUUGAGUUUUUCAGUGUUGUGUCACAAAUAAAGAUUAUAGACAAAGGUAUUCUGUAUGA
This is a messenger RNA of Labrus mixtus (cuckoo wrasse), 4132 nucleotides long. It is a transcript of the gene yod1, whose product is annotated as YOD1 deubiquitinase. The transcript is spliced from 3 exons. The record is from RefSeq and is a predicted model, not a curated record. Gene Ontology annotation, molecular function: protein binding; cysteine-type deubiquitinase activity. NCBI's taxonomy places the organism in Eukaryota, Metazoa, Chordata, Actinopteri, Labriformes, Labridae. The coding region runs from base 76 to 981 and encodes 301 amino acids. Gene Ontology annotation, cellular component: nucleus; cytosol. Gene Ontology annotation, biological process: protein deubiquitination; endoplasmic reticulum unfolded protein response.